This is a messenger RNA of Cladocopium goreaui, 1013 nucleotides long. NCBI's taxonomy places the organism in Eukaryota, Dinophyceae, Suessiales, Symbiodiniaceae. The record is from the annotation of a GenBank genome assembly.
UCCGUCAUUUGCGGUGGUCUUCUCAUCGCGGCCCAAUGAGCCAAGCAUUGCCGCUUUCGCCGGAGAGCCGUCAAGGUAUCCGGCCUGGCCGCAGUGCCAGCUUGAACCGCAGCCAAUGGACCAUGGUGCCAGAUGAUACUCCGACAUCACACCGGCCGUCGCGGCGCCGUACAGAGCAAAGCAUCACACGGAACCGGAGCCAGAUUUCACUGUUCACAGAGGAGUUGAGCCGUGGCGAGCGUCCAGAAGGAGGCAAGUCCAUGCAGCGAUCCGCCAGUGCUGUCCCUCUCGGUUCAAGAGGCAACAGCUCAGCAAGGCCAAACUGCGCUCAGCCAGGGCGUUCCAGUGAAGUUUUUAGGCCACCUCCACGACAAAGCGCAGAGGCAACCACUGCCAGCUGCGCCUCGAAAGGUCUCAGUUCAGCCAGGGGCGAUGAUUCUCUGCAGAAAGGCCCAGAGCUCACCACUGCCAGCGCGGCAAAGCGAGUGGUUACAGCUCUUGGCCGGCCAGCUGGAACCAUGAGCUCGCCAAGCAAUUUGGAUGACUGGCUCCAAAACUCUCGGAGGCAUAGACGAGAAGCGCCAAUGCACGAAACGAAUCUUGGGUUCAGGCCCUCCGCUGAAGACAGGGCUGGAGUGGCAACUCAUUGCUGGUUUCAGGAGCGAAGAGGUUCGAAGUGGUCAGGGCCUCCACCGCCCAAGCGCGCUAUGAACCGUACGCUCCAACGGGGCACACAAGUAUUGCCGAGCGGUCCGAUGAGCUUGCGCCAGGAGCAGCCAACUUCGGCGGAAUAUGGCAAGGCCUACACUCACCAUGAGUGGAAAAUGGCUGGAGUCCCGAGUCCCCAUGAACUGAACCGAGCUAUUGCACGCGAGGGAUUGUUUGGACGUGGAACCGAGGCACUCCCACGAGGGCCAAUGUUUUUGGACGGAACCACCACUCAUGACUAUGGCAAAAUGUACCGUAAGGUCGAUUGAGUGUGACCUUGACAGGACCUGACAGGAUGAUUUUGG